AUGGAGUCGCAAAAUUCUCUAUUUUUUAUCGCGGUUCUUGUUUUUCUAGUUGAUUUAUCCGUAGAGCAUUCUGAACACAGCUUUGGUGGACGCACACAUAGUGACCAGGAUGAUCAUAUCGCCUUCCUUGGAGAGAAGAUGGCCAAAGAAUUUGACAAACUUUCCCCUCAAGAGUCCAGGAGACGGCUCAGGUACCUCGUACAUGCCUUGCAUGAAAAAUCUUAAUGAGAACUUUAAUAAUUAUGAAACAUUUCUAGUUAAAUGUGCAAACUUUGCAACAAAAAUUGAUGUAUGAACUAUCGUUAUUUGGUGAAAAUCGGUUUUAAAAUAAAGGAGAGUACUGUUUUAAAAUUAAAAAAAAAAUUAAAUUGGUACAUAUUAUACCGGAAAAUUUAUUUGUCAACGAUGUGGAAGAAAAAAAUCGUAGAAUUUAUCACUACUGGGCAGUUGUUCGGUUUGAUCCUUGAGUAGCAUCUAAUUACGUAAAGUUUUUAUCUCGGCGAAAAUUUUCUCUGUGACUUGAACAACAGUGAUGUAUAUACCUCUUGGGUGAUUGCGCUUGUCAACUAAAACUGCUACUCAAGAGUAAUAAGCUUUAGUUCAGGUCAAUGAAUAAAAUUCUAAACUUAAUAGGAAACAAAAGCUUAGAUUAUUCCUCAAUAAAUUUGGAAGGAUUUAUUCCAAUUCACGAAAAAAAAAAUCAAUGACACGCAUGCUGUACGCUGCUCAUUAUCAUACUAAAAUAUCAUUUAGUAAGUAAAUAAAAACAGCUGUGUAAAUAUUCUAAAGCAUAUUGUGUCUUUCAAAUUUCACUCGUUUUGAUUUGCUUCAUAAAAUAAUUAUUCUGACACUAAACCUGCCUCUUUCAAUGCGUCACCAGUAAAUGUCCUUGAUAAGCCGUUAGCCAUGUCAGGAUCGUUAGCGCGUGGUGGCUUAUAUAAUAUUUCACCAUGAUAUGAACGUAUUUUAUUAGUUCUUCCCAAAAGAUAUUGUUUUUUUCUUAUUCAGAAUGCUAGUGCCCCGUAUUGAUAUCAACAAAGACGGCUUCGUAGAGGAGGCUGAGUUGGAGAUCUGGGUUCGACAUAAGAUGCAGAAGUGGACUGUUGAUGAGGACGUGGACGCCAUAUUCAGAGACCUGGACAUGAAUAACAAUGACAAGGUCACGUGGAAGGAGUACAUGACUAGAACAUUUGGAUUUACUGAGGAGGGUGGGUAUGAGUAACGCCAGGAGACGAGGGUCAAACUUGAUCCUCCCUUAGAAAUGAUAACGAGAAUUUCGAUAAAGUGUCUUUCGAGGCGGUCGCUGCGCUGUCCGUACGUCAUGACCUCGAGCCAAAAUUUCCCGUCCGGCCCUCCCACUUGGUUAAUAAGAACAUAGUAUUUUAAGCGGAGCCAAAAGGAUAGUUUUUCAAAUUUGCAAUUCAAGAUUACACUGAAUUUGUCCAAACUCUGUUCCUGUAAGUGACUGUUAAUUUAUCUUUUCCAUGCUGACACUGGAUUGAUUCGAACAAGACAGAUCGUAAAUAAUUUGAUUCGCUCGAGUGUUUGUUCCGUGGAAAAAGCAUAAUUUUUUGAUCGUCUUUGAACUUAAUAGUUUGGGAAAAUGGCAGCGAUGUCAGUGCGACAAAACUUUAGGCUGAACUUUUCGUUUUCGCGAGCAGUCCGUACUAUAGACAGUUUUGUCCAUACUAUUAAUUUCCUGCGAUAACAUUGUUCAUGACAAAACUAAACAAACUAUGUGGCCGAGGGAGGAUUGGGUCGAUACUUUUUCUUGCUGGUUUUUUCGUGGCGGCCAUGUCGUAAUGCGUAGGGGUCGGAACGCGAAGGGGUCGGAACAACAAACUUCAGACAUCAUUGACUUAUCUAUUUCUGUAUUACUGAAUUACAAAUCUAAUUUUCGACAGACGUGAUAUCUGUUCUCGUACCCCGCUAUGUGUUACAAAUAUACGUAUUUUACUCGCAUUAUUUAUCAAAUUCUACCUGCCUCGUGGAAAGAAACAACCAAUGAAAUUACAUAUUUAAUACAAUAUCAUCUGCAAUUUCCACGUGAAUGUUAAAGGAAAUGUCUCGUAUUAGAGGUAGUAAUGCGAUAAUUUCAGGGAACACACUUCGACCAGCAUUAGCCGCUAGUUUUUUCUUUGCCUGAUCUGAGGGGCGCCCUCUUUCACACAAGGUCAGUCUUGUUCACGAUGACUUGUCCUCAAAAAUAGAUCGAUUAGGGUCGAAAUAACUUUUUGCCGAUCUGAGUUUUCCCGGACUUGAUAAAGUGUUCGUUUGCACGCCAAGCGGACCUAUUUGGGAUGACUUUCCUCAGAGUCCUGAUCGAUAUCACUUUAGAUGCUCGUUUUACAAUAAUUUUUGUCAGACUGUCUUACUGACAGUCAUUUGUUAUAAAGUCGACAAACUAUUCUCAAAAAGGAUAUACGAUCAUUCAUGAGAUGAAACGAAAAAAAAAGGACCUUAAAGAAUACUGAGAAAAUUGAUAGCUGGCAGAAGCCAAGAUGACUCAGGAGAGCAAGUCACAACAACAACGGCCGUGCACUCAGACUAAACAACGUGUACUCUACUUCUAUUUUGAUAAAUGUGAAGCACAUGUAUCGAGAUUUAUCGUAACAUUUUUCUUUUUCCAAAAAAAAUCUUAGUUACCUCAAAUUUUCAUGAUGGUAAUAGCAUGUGUGUCCUCACUCACAAUAAAAUUGUGAUUUCUGCCAAACCGUUUCAACCGAUGCCAUUCAAAGUGUUCUUGACGUGAAGCUCUUUCUAUGCUAUUUUAAGUGAACUGGGUCCCAAGGGCCAUAAAUAUCAGAGACAAAAAUGCGGAACUAAAAUUUGGGGCUAGCCUACCGUAUUUAUUCGAAUAUAAGCCGACCGAUUUUUACAUAAAUUAAAACUGAAGCGAAUUAAAAUUUGGGCUCUAGAGGGGGUCUCGACUUAUAGCCGAAAGUUUUUGAAAAAAAAUGUUUCCAGCGCAUGGAAACUCAACUCAUUCGGGAUGUAUUUACUUGUUAGCCGAGCUAAAGUAAAAAACACAAUAUGCAAUCAUUGGUUAUUAACUUUUAAUUUGAAUUCGAGUGUGCGACUAGAUGGUAGUUCGAACCGCAUCGGUGUCUCGUCUAUGUUAAAGAUUCUUGAUAGGGAAUAACCGUGACGCUGACGGAAUGUGAUUACAAAUUGAUGGAACUUGACUGUUUGCUGCCCUAAAUCUUCUGGGAGACGCUGAGCGAGUGUUGUUUCGGACCGAAGGUUGACGGAAUGGCGGCGCUUUCACUUCUGGUACCAGCUGAGGGACGCUUUAAACUCGGGAUCCUCGCUGAAUUCUUUUGUCUUUAGACGUAGCAUCAAUCCACUAACAGCUAUUCCUAAGCAAAACGAAGUGAGAAGGUCACCAUAUGAUCAAAAGGAUAAAAACUAGACACUUCUUGAAUUUAUUUUGACACUUGUGAAAACUGGCCAAUGAGAAUCUUUCUUACACAAUUUUGUCACAUGAUACUACAAUACUACGAGUCACACAUUCAACUUCAGCUGAUUGAUUUACUUCUUGAUCAUUCCUCUGUUGAUUCAAAAUACAAAAUCAAUGUUUGACAAAAAACUUAGCUUCUCUGCUCUGUCAACCAUUCCAGUAUUCUUUGAUCGAGCUCCGGAUACUUCGGCGUGAAGCAUGCCAUCGUCUUCCGUUUCGCUGACAAUUUAAUGUCGCCGUUAAAAAAGGUUGGCUUGAUCUUUACUCCAGCGACGGACCAUGGACUCACUGAUGCCAUUUCAGAGUUAUUUUCAACAGCCUCUGCUUCGGCGACUAUUUUAAGUUUAAACGCGAGGUUGUAUGACGCGUGACGUGCCUUAAGCAUGAUGACAACUCCACUUGAAAUAAACGAUUGCGAACACGUUUGAUAGACACUACGGAUGUGUAGGUACCGGUAUUGCCGCUUAACAGCACAAUUAGGUUUAAAUUGAUUUUUUGGAUCACAUCAAUUCAUGUUAUGAUUCGUUGCUUUUCAAUUGAAUAGUUAGCUUUUUUGUCCUUUGCAUAUUAAAUCACCAUAAAUCACCAUCGUCUAAGCCUCAUUUAUGACAAUUAAUGUGAUUUUUUUUCAAAAAAUGUUAGGUUUCCCCAUAGUCAACAAUUGAGUCUUGUAAUAAUGAAUGGGUCUCGGCUAAUUGCCGGUUGUUUUCGAUUUAUUUUUGGUUCUUGUUAUGCCGAGUCUACACGUACAAAGUUUGGGGUCACGGCUUACAGCCGAAUAAAUACGGUAAGUAUUAAAAAUUGGACCGUGACGCUAUGUUUCAUGACAUCAUUGUUUAGACAAAACUGUCUAUGGCCCAGACUGACGAAACAUGCAUCACCAAUGCCUGAUCUGCUAUGUGCUUCCGUUUUAGAGCAAUUUUCAAUUGCGUGUCGAAGGUGAUCCGGGAUUGCUUUGAUUUUACUUAACUUUGCUCUGUAAAUGGUUCGAAAAAACUUGCGCCAUCCCCAGAACCGAUCAGAUACCGUUUGCUUCUUUUUACUUUGAGUUCUCAUUGGCUUAUGAUUAUGUAAACCUUUGCUCUGAUUGAUCGCUGCAAUUACUUUGGUUAUGGUUUUUAAACAGUCAAUUGUCAAUUGCACUAAUAUCUUUCGACUUUCCUUUUUUACCAAUCAAUGACAUUUUUGUCACACAGACAUGCACAUUAAAUGGGAAAGAUCAAAUCUGGAAAAGUAUGUCUUGUUUGAUAAGAAGAAAUGGCGGUACAGUGACCAAGACAAAGAUGGUAUGCUAAACAGGCAGGAGUACGAAUAUUUUCACCAUCCAAAAGAACAUGAAAUCAUGUUGCCCUAUAUUGCUGUGGUGAGUAAACCGGUUUUCCUUGUUUGGUUUUCAUGGUUUUUUUUGACACCCUAACAUCAGUAUGCACGUUCUCCAUACUCUUCUCUAUACAUUUUAUAAGUUACUGACAAGCAGAAUUUAUUUACCAAUCAAGAGUUUCUUUAGCUAGUGAUCGUUUUCUUUAUUCUCGGGACCUCAAUAUGUGAUUCAGCUGUGAUAUUGUAAGGAGAAACUGGAUGCAAGUCACUUUUAGGGACCAAAGGGUUAAAACAUCGUUAAGAAACCAGGCAAUUCACACUAACGCUAUCGUUUUUUCCCAGGAAAUACUCGAUCGAUAUGAUAAGGACGAAGAUGGUCGCCUAUCUUUGGACGAAUAUUUGGGUAAAUGAUUUAGAUAAGUAGUCUUAGUUAUUGAAUUUCAAUGAUGAUAAUCAUUAAAUGAAAUGUAACUAAUACAUGCCCUUGUGUGGGAUGUAAACUUAUAUUAAGGUGCUAUUACGCUGGCCUUGUCAAACGCCGUACUUAAUGUUCGCUCUACCAAAUAAACUAUAUGAAGUGAAGACAUGGGAGAUGGUGCAUACGAAACUGGAUCACAUUACAUAAACAUACGUACAUACAUAACCAUCACUUCAAGCCUGGAUGCGGCGUCUGCAUACACACUUGUAAGGGUCCAAUCAAUAGCGCUGUUUAAUCCACCACUCGUAAAUUCAUUAAUUUGAAGUGAUCGAGUCGAUUCAAAUGAGUAUUUUCUAGUCACUUCCGACGAGUACGAAUUAUGAAUAGAGUUUGCUAUUAUACAACACUGUUCUCCAUUUGAAAUCUGCCGCAUCGAACAAUUUCCACAGCACAAGAGAAGCGUUUGAAACCUGUCUAGCUUCCUCCUAACAAUAAAUUUUUACCUGAGUAAUUUCCAGUUUUUAAGUAACAGCACGCUAGUGACACAGUUUUCAAUUUCAUCUUGCAGCCUACAUCGAUAUGCCAGCAUUCAAUACCCUGUACAUAGCGGACUUCAAUGAAAAAUACGACGUCGACCACGAUGGAUUCCUUAACCUGGUAAGAGGCAAAACUGUAAUGUCCAGCUGCCUCGCUAACUUUUUGAUUACCAAGUUCAGUUAAGUUUGUGGAUUUUUUAGCACGUCCCCUCAUUUUGGAUUCUAACAUUCGCAAGGCAGUAACACUUUCUUGAUCAUUGCUAAUAAUACUUUUCAGAAAGAAAUGGAAGAAUGGAGAAGGCCGAAAAACUUUAACAAAGCGCUGGGAGAGGCUCAGCAUUUAAUAGAGUAUGCAGACAUGAAUAAGGUAAUUAUGGACAAUCCUACUUCAACAAGUAUUCCGGGACUGCGUUUGUUUUGCUUCAACACGCUACGUAAUCAGUCCAGAAACUUGCGCUAGUCUCAGCCAAUCAGAUGCAAACCUUAAACCAAUCACCACUCGGCCACCCGCGCUUUCCCGCGCUUUCCCGCGCUUUCCCGCGCUCAAGGUGUUUGCACUUUGACUUAUCAUUUAGCUCUUUAGGGUAUUUUCUGUUUUCAGAUUGGCUGUUGGGAUUAUUCUGGUUUUUUUUUUACGACUUUCAAUCGAAAAGUUCUCUUACACUCGAUGGAAUGUAGUAAAACCAAAACCGAAGUGAUCUCAGCAGCCAAUCACAACAAGGGUAAAAAUCACUUGGAGCCAACCAGAACUCGUAAAUCCAAGUUAACUGUCUGAAGUGUAGGAAAAUUUGAGAUACCAAGUCACCAUUGGUUAAAGCUUUGAAUUUGCUUGGUUGAGAAAAAGGCGCCGGUUGUUGGAAGAGAAAUACAGCUAGAUUGAGCAAAACCUAAGCAGUCCUGGAUUUCUUUUUAACAUUCGAUUGAAAAUUGCGCAUACGACAUUAGAUGUAUCUUUGUUAACGUUAUCCUUGCUAGUCUAUAGCGCAAAUCCGUACUUUAGCCUGGUUUAACUCCCUGAAGCAGGCAUUAAUGUCCACUUGGAAAACAACUCUACAAAUUUAUGUUGGCAGAAAAAAUGUCUCCAUUUAAACAAACGUUGUUUAUUACUUAUAGAAUUCCGAAUAUUUUUUAGCGUGAAAAUUCAUAUAAUAGACAAGAGAAUAUAAGCCUUUUGCAUUCUCUUAUUAAAAAAAAUUAACUGUAUAUGAAUUUUAUAUUCCCAGGAUGGAAAACUAACAGCAGAUGAGUUUGUCACAAGUCAUGAGAUCUUUGCCGGAAGCUACGUCACACAGUUUGGUCAAACAUAUCACGACGAGUUUUAA
Messenger RNA from Pocillopora meandrina, 7056 nucleotides. The record is from the annotation of a GenBank genome assembly. Lineage: Eukaryota; Metazoa; Cnidaria; Anthozoa; Scleractinia; Pocilloporidae.